UCAUUAGUCCAGUAAUGUGUGGCCUUUUAAGUCAUCAUUAUCAUUCUCUGUUGCAGAAUUAAAGUCCUCACCAGCUUUUUAUUGUCUAAUUUCGAGAAGUCCCAGUUUAGAGUGGGUUUAUGAAUUACCCCCCGCGGUACGUCGAAAUCUCGCGAUACCGUUUCAACUCAUUCGAUCUAAACUGGAGGGAUUUUUGUGACGUUUUGUGGAGUUAAGCUAAAAGGUUGCUACAGUGAGGCUAACCUGCCUUAACAUAUAGAUGCUCGUCUCACAGUAACGGCCAUGCAAAGUCCUCCAGAAUGGAUUCAGAAGACGACACUACCGUUUUAACAACCUUGAAGUCCUUCAACUCCUUCAUCAGCGACUCAGAGAAGAACUUGACUGAACCACCAGGAUGCAGUUUCCGUCAUCAGUUCAAACGCAGCAUGGAUGUUUUAGACGCAACAGAGAGAGCACAGUCAAAGAAACGCUGCCUUCAGUUGGACCACGAGAAGAAGCGGAUGGAAGUGAGUCACAAACGAGCCAGAUAUGAACUGGAAAAGGCUGCUUCUGACAGGGCACGAGAGUUAGAGCAUGAAAUGGGCAGAAGUCAGGACCUCCUGGGAAAAAUAAUACGGUUAGAGGAACGAGAAGCUGAUGCAGUCAAGAACUUGUCAGAACAGAUGGAGACGAAUCGUGCUCUCCGCAAGAACGUGAUCGGCCUGACCAAGAAACUGGAGGAGCGAGAUCUGUCGCUGAACACUGUCAACCAGACCGUCAGUACUUUGAAGGAUGAGAUCAGGGAGUUGAAGCAGAAGAUUCAAAAUAAGGACUCCACAAUUUCUGCUCAAAGUCUUGAAAACCAGGAAAUGCAGGAGAGACUUGAUUUGCAACACAGGAAGUACCAGGAAGUGUAUCAGCUGUGCCAGACUCUACAGGCGGCUGAAUCCAUCUGCUCUGAGCAUGUGGUGAAGAUUAAGGAGUUGGAGAGACGUCUGGCUCUGCAGGAGCAGGACAUGGCGGUUGUGACGACUGUGAAGCUGGAGGUGGAGAAGGUCCCAGAACUGGAGAACGAAGUGAAACGCCUCCAAGAAGAGAACAACUUCCUCAGUGAUAUCACAGAGAAUUUUAGGUUGAUGGAAGAGGAGGUGGAGGGUCUGAGGAGAAAAUUGGAAAGGAUGGAGAAAACCAAAGAGGAUCUGGUCAAAAUGGAGCUGCAGAAAGAGAGACUGGCAGAAAAACUCCAAGCCUGGGAAAACCUGCAACAAUCUACUGGUCUUAAUAUAAGGAAACCAGACGAUCUGUCCAGGGAAGUGGUUCAAAUCCAACAGAGAGAAAUUGCUCUGAAGGAGCAGAACUACACUCUGAACAGCCGUGUGAGGAAUGUGGAGCGCAUGCAGACCGAGCUCCAUGCAGAGCUUUCCUAUCAGUGCAGCAGGACUGUGGAGGAGCAGAAGAAGAGGGAGACGCAGGAGGCUUUGGUCCGACGCCUGCAGAAGAGAAUACUGUUACUCACAAAGGAGCGCGACGGCAUGAGGGCCAUACUGGAGUCUUACGACAGCGAGCUGGCAGCCACGGACUAUUCUCCGCAGCUCACCAAAAGGCUGAAGGAGGCAGAGGAGAUGCUGCAGAAAACACAGAGUCACAACGCAGAGAUGGAGGUUCAGCUCUCCAAGACACAGGAGGAGAUGACAACACUCAGACUGCAGCUACAGGCGAUGGAGGCGGAGCUUCAGUCAGUGAAGAAACAACAGGCCUCCGCCGGUGACAGCAGCUCUUUAUUGGACAGAGAGGAGGUGGACAACCUCAGACAGAAGAUAGAGGAGUUAGAGGCAGAGCGACAGCGACUGGAGGAGCAGAACAACAUUUUGGAGAUGAGACUGGAGAGACACAACCUGCAGGGAGAUUACGAUCCGGUCAGAACCAGAGUUCUACACUUUAAAAUGAACCCCACCACUGUUGCUAAGCAACAGCGCCAGCAGGAAGUGGAGGCUCUCCGGGAGGAAGUGACACAUCUGAGGGAGCUUGUGCGCUCCUUGCAGGAUCUGGGCCGUUCUCCUGAAGACCCCCGUUUACACAUCUCCAACCUGAGCCUCAGUCUGCCGCCCUCAAAGGAAGUUCAAGAGUUACGCAAGCAGAUGGAAAGCUGUGAACUGAAAAACCAGAGGCUGAAGGAGGUGUUCCAGAGAAAAAUCCAGGAGUUUCGCACCGUCUGCUACGUCCUGACAGGAUAUCAGAUAGACAUCACCACCGAGAACCAGUACAGACUCACCUCGGUGUAUGCAGAACACAUGGAAGACUCUCUGCUCUUCAAAAAGAGCUCCAGUGGGAACAUGCAGCUGAUGGAAACGGAGUUCUCCAAGACUCUGGGGGAAAUGGUGGCUCUUCAUCUGCAUCACCAGAAGAGCAUCCCAGCAUUCCUUUCUGCUGUGACCCUUGACCUCUUCAGCAGACAGACCACAGUCUGAAAAAGCAGCCGUCAGACCUGUGAAGAUUCAUCCUUCUGACUUCAACUUUUCUUCUUUUAUUAUUUCUGCCUUGUUUGAUUUUUUUUUUUUUUUUUUUUUAAUAAAAUCAAAAAUUUCCUCAAAAGCUCUGACGUUUGAAGCCACCAGGGGGUGUGGUGUGCUGGAGGAGCCAACGAUGUGUCGUGACCUUAGAGAAAGAGGUCACACCUUUUUAAUCAAGUCCAACCAACAGUGGAAAGUCUUUGUGUUUUUGUUUUCCACCGACACUGGAUUGUUUUGUCUUUUUUUUUUUUAACAAAAAAAAUCAUAAAAAAGUAAAAGCUGAGUUGUGUUACUUAUUGUCGAUAAUUCAAAGCUGAUCAAGACAACGAUAAGAAAAGCCGCUCUUUGAGACCUGACACUGAAAAGUGUUUCAAAUGUUUGUGGAGAGAAAGCAGACGUUGAAAGAAAUGCUUUUUUAUUGUGCUCAUUAAAAUCUUUUUGACAGGAAAAUAAAGAAACCUCAGAGAGAUCC
This is a messenger RNA of Cynoglossus semilaevis (tongue sole), 2961 nucleotides long. RefSeq names its product mitotic arrest deficient 1 like 1 (gene mad1l1). Gene Ontology annotation, biological process: attachment of mitotic spindle microtubules to kinetochore; mitotic spindle assembly checkpoint signaling. The transcript has 18 exons. The record is from RefSeq and is a predicted model, not a curated record. Gene Ontology annotation, cellular component: kinetochore; mitotic spindle; nuclear envelope. The coding region runs from base 300 to 2447 and encodes 715 amino acids. NCBI's taxonomy places the organism in Eukaryota, Metazoa, Chordata, Actinopteri, Pleuronectiformes, Cynoglossidae.